Molecule: messenger RNA, 2113 nt
Organism: Musa acuminata subsp. malaccensis (wild Malaysian banana)
Lineage: Eukaryota; Viridiplantae; Streptophyta; Magnoliopsida; Zingiberales; Musaceae
Product: probable WRKY transcription factor 3
Biological process (GO): regulation of DNA-templated transcription
Molecular function (GO): sequence-specific DNA binding; DNA-binding transcription factor activity
Source: RefSeq, a predicted model, not a curated record
UCUCUCUCUCUCUCUCUCUCUAAAAGAUGGCGUCAAAAAGCUCCUUUUAACUGCGACCAGUACGUGUAGAAGUUCUACGGAGAAAGAUGACGGGGAACAUGGAUGGCCGGCCUGACGCUCCUAUCAGAAAUGAUGUCGUGCCCAAUCUGCUACAUUCAAUGUUACUUCUCUUGUUUCAAACCUAACGGUCUUCUUCCUCGCUUGAUCGUCCCAAAGUCUUUCAUGCAGAUAGAUCUACAGGACUCGUCGCUCGUCUCUUUCUCCACCUGUUUCUCUCGUCGGCGGUCUUCCACCCCCGCCACCACUACCAGUCUCCGCCCCCUCCCACUUUAUACCCCCUCACUCCUCCCUCUUCACUCCUUUUCUGCGUCCCUUUUCUCCAUUGCAAAGCAGUCGACAUGUGUUUUGGUCGUCUCCUGCUCUCCGACCCUUUCUGCAACUCCUCAGUUCUCUUUGUCGUCUUAAAGCUCUGAGGCUGCUGUCUCUUAAGCUCUCCGAGGAAAAGCAGUACGCCAUCAGCUCUCGCGUUGCGGAAGUCUGUUGGUGGACGGAUUCCACUGGCUUACCGAAGCUAAAUGGUGUUCGGCGUUGUCGAUUAGUUGAUCGGCGGAAGAUGCAAGAUGCAAAGAAGAUUGAGAUUGCCAAGCCUGUGGCGUCGAGACCUUUCGCCAGUUUCAGGCCACUUCCUGAGCUCCUCGCGAGAGCGACCAGUUCCUCUCCGACGCCUUCUUCUGCUGAGAGAACAGUCGCCAUCAAGCCGAGGACUAUGAGAUUCAAAUCCUCGUCGUACGAUUCUGCAGCUGAAGCUGUUCCACCGCCUGAUGAUGCAUCCGAGAAGAGAUCCGUGGCAACCAUGGGAUCAGAUUCCGUGUCAAGCUUCAUCUACAAACCUACUGCAAAGCUUGUUUCAAGAACCCUUAAUCUGGGAAACUUCGAUCAAGUUCUUGACCAAGUAAAAACAUCAAACAGCCGACCUCAGAAUUCAGCAUCAGCUUCACAAUCUGAACCGAACCAGGCAUAUGAUCCUUCCAAGUCAGUGACGGCCGGCGAGCUUGAUACGAGGAACCAGCAAUCGGCAGAUCGGCCGUCUUAUGACGGCUACAACUGGAGAAAAUAUGGACAGAAGCAAGUAAAAGGAAGUGAGUACCCGAGAAGCUACUACAAGUGCACACAUCCCACUUGCCCUGUAAAGAAGAAGGUGGAGAGGUCACUUGACGGGCAGAUAGCUGAGAUCGUGUACAAGGGCGAGCACAACCACCCCAAGCCUCAGCCUCCCAAGCGACCCUCGUCAGGUUCACAGGUCGCCGAUGAGCAUGGAAGAGAGACUGGUAAUCCCCCAUGGAGUAAUUCUCUGGAUAACCACGAUGGACUGAUUCCCACCUAUCAUUUUUCCCACGAUCAUGUUCUCGCUACCGCUGAUGAUUCAAGCACUCGAGUUGUCAAGGUUGGAGGCAGAGCAGCUGCUGUGGAUCAUGACAAGCUUGAUUGCAAGAGAAGGAAGAACGACGACCGAGCGAGUGGAGGGAACAGUGUUGGAGAAGGUGCUGCAGAGCCCCACUCCGUGAUGCAAGCCUCCUCCUCCGUGGGAUCUGACAUCUCUGGGGAUGGCUAUCACUGGAGAAAGUAUGGACAAAAGGUGGUGAAGGGCAAUACUUUUCCAAGAAGCUACUACAGAUGCACCAACCCGAAGUGUCCCGUGCGCAAGUAUGUGGAGAGGUCGUCUGAGGAUUCGGCACAUCUCGUCACAACGUACGAAGGAAGGCACAACCAUGAGAUGCCAGUAAGAAGAGCGAGCCGUGCUGCUUCUGACCCUGAGACAGCAGCAGCUCCUGAUGGCCUCCAAUUGUAACUUCAACACCUGAAGGGAAAGGAAGAACCGAGUACGAUUCAAAUCUUGGGAUCACUUACAUGGUCACAGGCACUUCAAUCGAUUACCUUCGGUCCUCUUCAAUUGUUCAUUUCACUCCUGCAAUCCAUGACUGGUUUACAGAGUUAGCAGAUCUUUAUAGGAUCCAAAUAGGGCUCACAUAGGUGUCUUGCUCAAUGUAUGUAGUUCAUUGUUCAGAUUCUGUGGGGAUAUGUCCCUUAAUGUUGCUUGAAUAUUUAUUUGUGA